Medicago truncatula (barrel medic) is the source of this 372-nucleotide messenger RNA. RefSeq names its product photosystem II protein D1. Lineage: Eukaryota; Viridiplantae; Streptophyta; Magnoliopsida; Fabales; Fabaceae. Gene Ontology annotation, biological process: photosynthetic electron transport in photosystem II; photosynthesis, light reaction. The coding region runs from base 1 to 372 and encodes 123 amino acids. The transcript has a single exon. Gene Ontology annotation, cellular component: photosystem II; chloroplast thylakoid membrane. The record is from RefSeq and is a predicted model, not a curated record.
AUGACUGCAAUUUUAGAGAGAGGCGAUAGCGAAAACCUAUGGGGUCGCUUCUGUAACUGGAUAACCAGCACUGAAAACCGUCUUUACAUUGGAUGGUUUUGUGUUUUGAUGAUCCCUACCUUAUUGACCGCAACUUCUGUAUUUAUUAUCGCUUUCAUCGCAGCUCCUCCAGUAGAUAUUGAUGGUAUUCGUGAGCCUGUUUCUGGAUCUCUACUUUACGGAAACAAUAUUAUUUCUGGUGCCAUUAUUCCUACUUCUGCGGCUAUCGGUUUGCACUUUUACCCAAUAUGGGAAGCUGCAUCCGUUGAUGAAUGGUUAUACAACGACGAUCGAUAUAACAUCUUUUUUUUUUUUUUGAAUCACAUGUCGUAA